Arachis stenosperma is the source of this 1759-nucleotide messenger RNA. Its product is annotated as protein trichome birefringence-like 23. NCBI's taxonomy places the organism in Eukaryota, Viridiplantae, Streptophyta, Magnoliopsida, Fabales, Fabaceae. Bases 101 to 1519 code for a protein of 472 amino acids. The record is from RefSeq and is a predicted model, not a curated record. Gene Ontology annotation, molecular function: O-acetyltransferase activity. Gene Ontology annotation, cellular component: Golgi apparatus. The transcript has 3 exons.
AAAAAGAGCGAGUAUCCGUGGCUGUGCAACUACAAGAACAAGUGCUUUAGGUUCCAUAAGUGAGAGUGUCUUUAAUUGCAUUGUUUGAGGAAGCAGAGAUAUGAGGAUGGACUAUCUACACCACAAGUUUCCCUUAAACCACAAGAACCUUCUCCUCAAAUUGCUUCUCUCUUUCUUCUUCUUUGGUCUCGCUUUCCGUUUGCUCUUCUUCCAUUCCCUCUCUCCUCCUGUUUCCCCUGUUCUGGAAUCCCCUUUUCCUGAGAAAACCACUCUCCCUGUUCCAGAACCCCAUCACCCACCUCCUCUUCCGUCAUUGCUGCUUCCUCAGAAUCCACCUGUUUCAGAGGAACAUGUUCCUGAUGAUGUUCCAGAACACGCUCCUGAAGAUGACCCCGAACAUACUCCAGAGGAGGUUCAAGAGCAUGUUCCUGAAAGUGAAGAUCAAGUGGAGACUCACACAGACACAGAUGAAUGUGAUUAUUUUAGUGGGGACUGGGUCCCCAAUCCUUUUGGACCAUUGUAUACUAAUGAAACCUGCAGCCACAUUGAAUCUCAUCAGAAUUGUUUGAAGAAUGGAAGGCCUGAUAGAGAAUUUCUGUAUUGGAGAUGGGCUCCAAGAGGCUGUGAGUUACCCCUGUUUGAUGCAGGGAAGUUUCUCAACAUGAUGCGUGGCAAAGUGUGGGCGUUGAUUGGCGAUUCCAUAUCCCGCAAUCAUGUGCAGUCGUUGAUAUGCAUUCUUUCAACGGUAGAGCAAGCUGUUAUGUACUACCAUGAUGAGGAAUACAAGUCUAAAAGCUGGAACUUCCCCUCAUACAACUUCAAUGUGUCAGUUAUUUGGUCACCAUACCUUGUGGAAGCUGCUAUAUAUGAAGACAUGAACGGCGUUUCGAGUUCUGAAGUUGAGAUACAACUAAACAAACUGGAUAAUAAAUGGGUGGAUCAAUAUAUGGACUUUGACUACAUUAUAUUUUCGACAGGGAAAUGGUUUCUCAAAGCCGCGAUCUACUAUGAAAAUGACACCAUAAUCGGGUGUCACUCCUGUCCCAAAAGGAACCUGACAGAACUCGGAUUCAACUUUGCUUAUCGCAAAGCUCUGAAAUCUGUCUUCAACUUCAUAGUGUCUUCCAAUCACAGAGGCUUGAUAUUUUUCAGGACAUUCACUCCUGACCAUUUCGAAAAUGGAGAGUGGUUCAGCGGUGGAACUUGCAAAAGAACAGCACCAAUCAAAGAAGGUGAGAUGGAAAUGAAGGAGCUGAACAUGAUGCUCCGGAACAUCGAGUUAGAGGAAUUUGCAAAGGCAAGAGAUGAGGCUUCAAAGAGUGGAGUGAAUCUUAAGAUAGUUGAUUUUGCUGGACUUUCACAUUUGAGACCUGAUGGACACCCUGGUCCAUAUAGGGAGUUUCAUCCAUUUGCAAAGGGAAAAAAUUCCAAAGUUCAGAAUGAUUGUUUGCAUUGGUGCUUGCCUGGCCCAAUAGACUCUUGGAAUGACAUAUUAAUGCAGAUGGUUCUCAAUGGAUGAGAAAAAUCAGUAAAAGUUGCUGCUUACACUACCCUCAAGGAAGUUGUGAAUAUUAUUGGUGAAUUGAUGCUCUCAGAUAUACAAUUGAAUGGAGAUUGGAGUCACACAAAUUGAGUGUAACACAAAGGAUUAUAAAUCUCAAUUUAUAGCUAAUUUUGAUAUCUAUAUAUGCAACGACAUUGUAUUUACCAAGUAAAUUUUCAGUUUGAGUGCAUGACCAAAAGAGGGGUAUUUGAGGUA